Messenger RNA from Rhincodon typus (whale shark), 3216 nucleotides. It is a transcript of the gene eif3m, whose product is annotated as eukaryotic translation initiation factor 3, subunit M. The transcript is spliced from 11 exons. The record is from RefSeq and is a predicted model, not a curated record. Bases 61 to 1185 code for a protein of 374 amino acids. Gene Ontology annotation, biological process: cytoplasmic translational initiation. Gene Ontology annotation, cellular component: eukaryotic translation initiation factor 3 complex; cytoplasm. Lineage: Eukaryota; Metazoa; Chordata; Chondrichthyes; Orectolobiformes; Rhincodontidae. Gene Ontology annotation, molecular function: translation initiation factor activity.
GACGCGAUCACGCCGGAAGUGGCCCUGUUGGGAGGUGGAGAGACGGUUGGAGUGGUAGCCAUGAGCGUACCGGCUUUCAUCGAUAUCACCGAGGAGGACCAGGCCUCUGAGCUUCGAUCCUACCUGAAGUCAAAAGGAGCUGAAAUUUCAGAAGAAAACUCUGAAGGUGGACUACACGUUGACCUUGCACACAUCAUUGAAGUCUGUGAUGUAUGUUUCAAGGAAGAUGACAAAGAUGUGGAAAGUGUGAUGAACAGCAUUGUGUCUCUUCUCCUAAUUCUGGAGACUGAAAAGCAGGAAGCACUGACUGAAAACUUGUGUGAGAAGUUGCUGAAAGCUUGUGAUGGUGAGCGAUCAUCUCUCAGAUUGCAGUUGCUGCGUAAUCUUUUUCAUGGAAUGGAGGAGAACGCUCCAGCCAGGUAUAUUGUAUACUGUAGUCUCAUCAAAGUGGCAUCAUCCUGUAAUGCUAUCCAGUAUAUUCCUUCUGAUCUUGACCAGGUUCGCAAAUGGAUAUCAGAUUGGAAUCUCAGUGUAGACAAGAAACACCAUGUUCUCCGAUUGCUUUAUGAAGCGCUGGUGGAUUGCAAAAAAAGUGAUUCUGCAGCUAAAAUUAUGGUGGAAUUGCUAGGCAGCUAUACAGAAGACAAUGCUUCACAGGCAAGAGUUGAUGCUCACAGGUGCAUUGUAAGAGCAUUGAAGGAUCAAAACACAUUUCUUUUUGACCAUCUUCUUGCUUUGAAACCUGUUCGAUUUCUGGAAGGGGAGCUCAUUCAUGAUCUCUUGACGAUUUUUGUUAGUGGAAAAUUAGCAGCGUAUGUCAAAUUCUACCAGAAUAACAAAGACUUCAUUGAUUCACUAGGACUUUCUCAUGAACAGAACACAGCAAAGAUGAGACUGUUAACUUUGAUGGGAAUGGCAGUGGACAACAAGGAGAUUUCUUUUGACACUCUUCAACAGGAACUUCAGAUUGCUGAAGACGAUGUUGAAGCAUUUGUCAUAGAUGCUGUUCGUACAAAGAUGGUAUACUGCAAAAUUGAUCAAACACAACGCAAAGUAAUUGUAAGUCACACUACACACAGAACCUUCGGAAAACAACAGUGGCAGCAGUUGUAUGAUAGUCUUAACUCCUGGAAGCAGAACUUGAACCAGGUGCGGAAUAGCCUCCUCAGCAUUUCCACCACAUAAAGUCCAAAAUGUUUGGACUUGCCAAACAAUUCAUUUUUAAGGUCAUUGUCAGAAUUAAGAUUGUUUGUUUGUUUGUUUGUUUGUUUUAAAAGCAAAACAGCUAUUUGAAUAAAGAUCUGUGGAAUAAUUUGCAAGUUCCAGCAAUCUAAUUAAAAGCAUGUUUUAACUGUUUUUCAUUAUGUCUGGCAGCACAGUAAAUGUUAUGUAAAACUGAAAAAAUUCUAAAUUGCACCUAAAAUUUUUAACCAUAACAUAUCUGUUCAUUAACAGUUGAACACUUGCCAAAAAAAUGAUUCUCAGAAUUUCUACCUUGAAGGCAUGAUAUAACAUUAAGUUGGUGUUAUCUUUAUUACAUAUUCGGUUGAGCUAUUGUCAGCUUUCCUUUUCCGUGUGUGCUUGAGCCGGUCCAGACUAAGAAACCUCUCGAUUUUACUAAUUUGUCCUUUGAUGAUGGCAUACUGAGAAUCAGUUUCCUCCUCGAACAGUAAGUCUUGAGUGGCAGGCAUAGUGUUAGAUGUGGAAACCUCUGGUCCCUUAAUCUCUGGUGAUUGAGGAUGAAAGUAUGAUUGGGAACAAGUAGAAGAAGUUUCUGUAAACUUUCCCUGAUGUUUCAUUGAAGCAAAUGAAAAAGGAAUCUUGAAACCUUCGCCGGAGGAUGAACAUGGUUUUUCCUAAAUAUAGAAGACAUUUGUUGUAAUAAAACUCAUUAGCCUUUGUGACAGUCUUGUCAAUCAUCUUCGGUUUUUACUCCUACGCAGACUGCAGCUGGAAAUCCAGCAGGGUUUUACUGCCUGAAGGUUCGAUUAAGUAGUUGUACGGUCAUCAGAAUUUAAAAUUCCAGAUCUUUCAAACAAUGAUUUAGGAAUAUCAAUCCUAACCCAAAUCAGAUCAAGAAUUGACACUGUCUUGGGUUUUGGGAUAAUUCAUAUGUGGCAGUGAAGUGACAAUAUAGUACCCAUGAAUAAAGUUUACUGUCCAUUCAUAUAUCAUAACGUGGGCUAGGAUAACUUGAAUUAUUUCAAAUUAUGGCAGAGGAUUAGGAGUAGUGGCAGCUCAUAAUUGAAAUGGUUUGUAUUAAUUUGACGUUUAUUGAAGAUUUUCAUCUUGCACUCAUCAAAACAAUUUGCAAGAAUACUAACUGAAGGGAAGAACAAUAUUUAAACUGCUUGAGGGGAAUAAUUGUCAAGUUAACUGAUUAAAGGUGCUAUUGACAUAAUUGUUAUUUAACUGCCAGUCAUUGUUUAAAUUUUAACCUAGGCAGGUUGACUGAUUUCUCAGGACAGUACAACAAAAUAGCAAAUGGCAUUUGAUUUUAAUCAAUUCUAAAAUUAGAGAAUCUAUCGUAUUGAUUUCUUGAAUUGCUUAGUUACCAUAAUUGGCAUUUAUCACAGGUGGCCAAAAUAUUAUGUUAACUUCAUGUCAGUGGAAUUUUUUUCUUCAAAACUUUUCCAUUGUCAGUCCAGUGAAUACAAAAAGUAGGACCUGUAUGCAGUACAGAUUUUAGUGUGCCAUCUUUAAGAUUGCCACGAUAUUUCAUUCGGUAUAGGAUAAUUGUUCGAAAUAGAAGUUAGAUAUUUUAACAUAUCUUCUACACUAAUCCUGUGAAAUAACUAUGAAGAUUUCCUUCUGCAGAGUGGUGAGCAGUUAUAUAACAAACUAUUGAAACAAAAAAUCUCAAAGGAAGUCCCUGUGAGUAGUAUGAUACAGAAUGAUAUAUACAAUGGUCUCUUUGUACUCUGUGUCAGUUCCUUGUUGAUGUUGACUGAGGAAUUGGAGUUAUCUCUAGGGCUAGCCUUCUACUGCUCUCGAAGCUAACAAUUCCUUAUUAUCAAGGAUUAUUAUCCUAUGUAGCCCAUCUCCCAAUCCAACAGCUGUAGAUGUUUUCCAAGAGUUCCAACCGCAAUGAAUACCUGUCCUAGAACUCCCACAAUACCUGAGUUGCAGAUAUCUCCUUGAUCUAGCCUCUGCUCACAGUUCUAAAACUAACUUAUGCAUUUCCUCCAAUGAUGAAAUAAAUUGUGUUGAAGCCCC